Frankliniella occidentalis (western flower thrips) is the source of this 3500-nucleotide messenger RNA. Its product is annotated as ornithine decarboxylase 2. The transcript has 8 exons. Gene Ontology annotation, molecular function: ornithine decarboxylase activity. Lineage: Eukaryota; Metazoa; Arthropoda; Insecta; Thysanoptera; Thripidae. The record is from RefSeq and is a predicted model, not a curated record. Gene Ontology annotation, cellular component: cytoplasm. The coding region runs from base 674 to 2206 and encodes 510 amino acids.
CUUGCUCAGAUUAGUCCGAUUUGUCGAGAUCCUUGCAAGACGUGGGCACCUCUGGUUUACAGGGCCCCAGCCGGCCUGAGUUAAGAGUGUAGUGGUACGUGCAGUGACAGCCGAAACAUCUUGUGCAAGCGUGUGUGUGCCAGUGUAACAAAACGGAUUCGAACACUUUUGUUCAGUACCUAGACUCUAUUAGCGCCUAUGGUGCGAUGCUCAGCUGGCUGGGUCUAAUUGGGAAUGUGCAGUCCUAACUUAAAUUUUGGAGGUGUUCAAUUGGGUCCUUCUGAGGCCUGGUGCUGUGAAUGCACCUUCCGUGUUAAAGACGAAACUGAAAGCCGAAAGGGUAGCGGGAACUCGGGUCGGCUGGUCCAGGGCCCAGCAAGUGCAUUUUCCCUAUUCCAGUGCAAGUGGCACCUCACUCUCAACGCUGAACCACCUUGGCUACGAGCAGAGUUGUGUUAAUUCUACUGUACACUCCAACCUGCUAACUAGCGCUAUCCAGUCUAACGCUGACCCCGACCGGAUAUAGGCUGCCUCUUUGCUUAGUUGAACGAGUCAACCUAGAACGCUUCCUGCAGGACAUUUAUCCUGUGAUUGAUAAUUGUAAUUUUAAACCCCAUUAGAAUCUUCCAUUCUUAUAUAUCUUCUUAAUUACUAUAAAAACAUCAACUUAACAAUGAAGCUCACCAAUCUGGAUGAACGUAUCCAUGUCCUCGAUGGAGAGACAACUCCCUCGUCCGUCUUGCGGGCGAUUUGCCAAUCUGGCAUUCAGGAAGAAGCCUUUUACAUUUGCGAUGCUGACGAUAUCAUUUUCAAGUUCAAACAAUGGAAACUUUUGCUUCCACGCGUUAUACCCCAUUAUGCUGUCAAAUGCAAUGACAGUACUGUCGUUCUUGAAAUUCUGGCUGCUCUUGGCACUGGUUUUGACUGUGCUUCCAAGGGUGAAAUCAACAAAAUUUUGGAUUUGGAGGUAGACCCAAACCGUAUCAUUUUUGCCCAUCCAUGCAAACCUGCUUCUCAUAUCCGUCAUGCUGCUGCCUUGGGUGUCAACUUGACAACUUAUGACAAUGCCACUGAACUUCACAAAAUUAAAACCCUUCACCCCACCUGCAACCUUGUUCUCCGCAUGAGGUGUGACGCAUCAUCCUCCUGCUCUCAGCUUGGAAUCAAGUAUGGGUGUGAUCCUAUUGCUGAGGGACCUUAUCUUCUGCAACUGGCUCGUGAUCUUGGACUCAACGUUGUAGGUGUAAGCUUCCACGUUGGCUCUGGGUGCAAGGAGCCAGCUGCAUUCCGUAGGGCGAUUUCUCUUGCAAGGGAUCUCUUUGAUUUGGGCACUGAAUUGGGAUUCAAUAUGACCCUCCUUGAUAUUGGUGGAGGCUUCCCUGGUGACAACAAUGUCAACUUUUCUGAGUGUGCUGAUGUCAUUAAUUCUUCUUUGGAUGACUUUUUUCCAUCCCCUGAAAUUCAAGUCAUUGCUGAGCCUGGCAGAUACUUUGUUUGCUCUGCAUUUACUCUAGCCACUAACAUUCACUCUAAAAGAGAGGUUCGUUCACCAGAUGGCAACAUCUCAAGUGUGAUGUAUUACAUUAAUGACGGAGUCUAUGGAUCCUUUAAUGCAAAGUUGUAUGAAGAUGCUAUCUUUCAUGGAGUCCCAUUGGACACUCCCAAAGCUAAAUUACUCCCUUCAUCAAUUUGGGGCCCUACUUGUGAUGGCAUUGACAAAAUAGAAGAAAAUGUUCUGUUUCCUUUGAUGGAAUUGGGCACCUGGAUUAUUUAUUCUAACUUGGGUGCAUACUCUGUACCUGUUGCAAGUCCUUUCAAUGGUUUCCCUGUACCAAAAGUGCACACUGUGUCCUCUCAUGCAGCUUGGAUGCUUUUGAGGGAGAGGCUCCCAUUGUCUCCUGAGCAUUUUGUGGAGGGAAACACUCCAGCUAAUCUCUGUAUGGGAUUAGAUCUUGGUGGUGCUGCCCCCAUCUCUGAAGUGGCUCGUCUCUCCUUGUCCGGUGCUAUUCCUGAUCUUUCUAUCUCGCGUACCUCAUUGGAUUCCCAAGGCUCUUCUGAAAACAAUGCCCACGAUAUGUCUGACAUGUCAGACAUGUCAGGUUAUGCUCCCAUGAUGUGUCGCCGUGCUUCAGUAGUGGACAAUUCUGACAUCUCGGGAACCUCUCCAUUGUUCAUUGAAUUUAUUCAAGUUGGUCCUAUGGAUUGAUUCCUUAGUAAAUUCCUCCCUUCUUUUAAUGUUGAGUUCACACUCAAUUGAUACAAAGCCUGAUCAUAAUAUCAAUUUUUAUUUAGGAUGAUAUAUUACAAUUUUCAUCGGAUAUUUUAAUCUGAUGUGAAAUUAUAUUCCAACAAUUGGGACCUAAAGUGACAUGGCCUACAGGUCAUGAAUUUUGUAAAUGCCAUUUUAUUUCUUUCGUUGAUUAUUGCAGAAAUGAGUUUUCUGUUUCUCUCUUAGUUUUUCCUUGGGUGAAAUGUACUUGGUUUGCUUUUAAUGAUCAAAGGGGGGAAAAGGUACCUUUUAAGAGUCCAUUGAUGUGCCUGCUGUGUUGACCAUCUCUUGGAAUUCUUUUCCUCAAUCAGAGAGAGGUAUCUUGAGUAUCCAAUCAUCUGAAACAUCUUGAUAUUCAUGUCUCUUAAUAUUGUAUAUCCUGAACUAUUUUUACACUUUUCAAUCUUAAUUGUUGUCAAAAAAGAAAAAAAAGGCCAGCUUCUAAUAAGGCUGUAUGCUAUUUGUUAAAUCCUAACUAAUCAUGUACUUACUCAAAGACUGGCAAUGAAAUUAUGUCUUAAUCAUUCUUGUGUUUAAUGCAGGGUAUUACAUGUAUGUACGUAAGUGAAUAUGGAAACAAUUUUCUGAGCACAAAAUGUAGGCAUGUCAGGAAUAGAUCUUUUUGUGCAGAAGCCUAUUGUCGGAUUUGAAUUACUGAUGGUCAGCAUUGAUUUUACUUUCAGAAUCCUUUUUUAUCUUGUAUCUUAAUUGAAGGGGUUAUUCCAUUGAAGUCCAACAUGUGAUGUCAUGGGUCAAAUUUUAUUUCUUUGUGUCUGUACCAGUUGUGACACGUAUCCACCAGUUCGACUAUUUGACUGUUCUCCCAAUGUUGUACUUCAUCCAUUUAUGUCUUUAUUUUCUCUUAGUUGUAAAGACAUUGGUCACAAACUAUUGUCUGCAUCUCAUUUUGUCAUUUUAAAUUGGGUGUGUUUUUAUGAAUCUAGGUGAAACGGUUGCUUUAUUGGGGUUUAUUGAUAUGAAUAUAUAAUCAUAGUGUUAAUGUAAUGAUAAGAGCUGUAUCUGAUCCAGAAGUUUCUGCAUAGUUUAUUAAUAUAAACUGUUGCUACUUUGUACUUACUUCAGAUACAGCUUGGGAAGCGUUUUAGGGGAAAGUUCCCUUAAGCAAAGAGGCAGCUUGGCUGGAAAAUGUGGAUUAUUGUAUAUUUUUUUUUCCUUUUUUUUUUGUGGUAAUAAAUAAACUGUUGUCUGUAUUGAUGACACCAAAAUUUGA